UCCGGAUCCUUGCGAGCAGGGGUGGAUGGAGCCCCUGAGCCCGGCUCCCCGUGGUCUUGAGGUUCCAGCAGCAGCGAGGACAGCAUUUCCAACUCUAGGCCAUGAAGGUCGCCGUGUUGGACCUCGGGUCUCUCUUUUCCAAAAUCUUCAAGACCUCGACGGCGUCCCCAGCGUCCCAGGCGGUCCCCUCCCCCGUUGUGUCCUCCAGCAAAUCCGAAGGCGCUGCCAUCGCGGGGCCGGCGGGCACAGCGCUGAGCAUGGCCCCCACCCUGCCCCUCCUCCCCGCCUUGGCGCCCGACUCCCCCUGCACCUCGCGGGGGGCGCCCGCCGCGCCCCAUGCUCUGCUCACCGCCUCCUCCCCCAGGGUCUCGGUCGCCGGCCGCGCGGCAGAAGCAGUAGGGACCCCCUUGUCCCUGCCCAGUAGCCCCAGAGCAGCCAAAGUCCAGUCCCUGCCCCAGGACCUGCCCCUGGCCCCUUGGGGCGGUGGCUGCAGAGCUGAGAGCUCCCCCGCGCACCUGGGGGCUGGGGCGCGGUCGACCCCAGUCCCCAGCGGGGUCUGGGCGGCGCUGCCAUCCAUCCGGGGCGCCGUGGGUAGCAGCAGUUCAGUCUCCAGCCCACGGAACCCCCGCCAGCUUGGCCCCGGAGACCGAGAGCCCAGCGCUGGGAUGCCCCCCGGGCCUGGCCCCAAGACCCUCUUCUUCACUCUGCCGGGCAUCGGCGAGGAGUGGGCCUCGGACAGCGACUCGGAGGAGGCCGGACGCGCACGAGGACUGUCAGAAGGAUCUGGGAAACACAAUUUUCCUGUAAAAAGCAAAGAUCCUUUACCUACACAUUUUACAAGAAAUGUGCAGAAAGCCAUUGAUAAAUAUACCUGUGAGCCCCUGUCAUCAUUUUCAUCCAGUGGAAGCCCCACCCCCACAGAAGCCCACAGCUCUUGGUCCGGGUCUGGGACGCAGAGUUCAACCUCGACCACGGGUUUAUCUACCGAAAGGAGCUCCAUUUGCUCAUGGAGAGAUGAAGAGUUUGACAAAGCCAGUGCACAGAAAGUACAGCAGUUAUUCUGGGAGGUUGAGGAAAUGUUAUUUGAAGGGAAAGUGAGCCCACAGACCCAGAACCUCAUGGCUGAAUGCAGCGAGUGGGCGAGACGAUCCAUCCAUCUGAGAGUAUUAGGAAGACAGGUCAUCCUGCCAACCGAUGAAGGGGUCCGCCACUUCCAGGGCAGCGAGCCUCGCUCUGCAGGUCACGAAUCCUCCCCGGAUGCUCGUGAACACAGCAGCCACAUCAGGCAGCUGUGCAUCUCCGGCUCUCAAAUACUCCCAGCAGCACUUGCAGCUCCGGCCCUGCCAGGUCCCAACUGCACAGAGGUGGCUGACCUAGCGGCAUGUUCAUCCCUGCAGGAAGAGAUCUAUGAUGUGGAUGGAAAAAUUGAAGAAUAUUUCGCUUUUGACCGAAAAGAAGAAAUGGAUUUUGUCCUUAGUGACAAUGAACAACUUGAACAGAAAUCAGCUCACCACUGUGGGAUGUGGCGCAAGCAUGGACUUCCUCCCAUUUCCCCUCAUGACUGUAUCAAAGACGCUGUGGCUGCAGAAGUGUUCGAUCACAUCUGGACAAAUGUGGUAGAAAUUCUGGAAGAGUUGAUUAGAAAAAACUGGGAAGUUACACUCACAGGAAGAAGCAAACAGAAAGAAAAAUUGAAAGUUGCUGAGGCUAAAUCUCCGCAGGGACUCAUUUCCCGUAUUAACACUGAUCUAAUGAGUGUUCCCCCGUCCAGAAGUUCUGAAGCUCAAAGCAUCUCACUGGCUUUUCAUCAUAAUACCCCCCAGAUCCAUCGCUUCUCCAACAAUUUUUAUAGUGAUUUGGAUGGUGUGAUGACAAUUCAAGCAAAACCACUUCAGCAGAGACCGACCCAUUUUGCAGACAGGACGCAGAAUGAACAAGAGGACAAAUCACUGAGUGUUGGGGCUAGUAGCCUUUCUGCGGCUCGCCAUCGUCUGGGACGAAUCUCAGACUCCUGCCGACUACAGACUCCUGCAAAGAAAACACCGGUACACAGGAGGCUGCCUUCUCUCCCUUCGGACUCACAGAGAAUGAAAACCCCCAAUGUGGACAGUGAGGAGGUGCUUAGGGGAACAAGACUGCAAACUGGCAUGGACCACAUGUCCUCCCCACCAGUCCACACCGCACGGAGCAGGUUACCCCCCAUAGGCCCCGAGCCUGCUGAGCAGAAGGUGGCAGUUCCUGGAUCUCGGCCUGUCUCUUACAGAGGAAGGCAUGCACAGAACCAUGUUUUAAGUGCAAUACCCGAUAGUGUAGAACGAUCACCUCUUCGAGAAAGAUCUCUGACUGUGGAACAGUUUUCAAGGCCCAGCACAACCCAUACGUUCCGAUCAGACACCCCUCGAAAAGGUUCAUUGACUCUGAUGGAGUUUGCUGGUCACACCUGGGCAGGUCAAGGUUUGCUGACAGGUUCGCGGUAUCCACCCAGGUCUUUUCAGAGGACAACUCCGACUUUAAGAAAGAGAUUCCAAGUGGCAUCUUGAUGUUGCUUCCCCAGAAUUGCAGCCUUUGCUGGGCCACCCAGCGCCUCUGCGACCACUUGUCACUUGAAAAACAGAAGAACAAGUAUUAUAGUAUGUGUCUGUUAGCACAGCAGUCUGUGAUAUUGGACUGUCUGAGAGAAAUGCAGUCAAAUAAACAAUUUAAUUGUGAACUUUGCAUUGUAAACACAAUACAAGUCAGGCUUAUCAGUCUUCGUCAUGGGAAGCAUUCCAACAUGGAACCUUUAGGCUUUGCUCAGAGGAAUCUGUGUUUAUAAUCCAUCCUUUUAUCAACUAUACACACACACAAAAUUAGUGUAUGUACUCAUGCACUAUUUAAUAUAUAUAGUAAUAUGCCAUUUUUUAACUUUGUGUCUUGACAUAUUUUUUGUGUCUCAUUCCAUGAUUAAUUCCAUCAAAAUCCUAAUCACGAAUAGGUAUUAUUUUCUUCUUGAGAAAAUAGCAGAGUCAUCUUGGAUACCAUGUGCCAGUCGAAGAUUGGGGCUGUUCUGGUCAGUGUGCUGACUUUCUCAUACCCUUUUAAAAAGUAGAUUAGCCCUGACCGGUUUGGCUCAGUGGAUAGAUCGUCGGCUUGCGGACUGAUAGGUCCCGGGUUCGAUUCUGGUCCAGGGCAUGUACCUUAGUUGCAGGCACAUACCCAGUGGGGAGUGUGCAGGAGGCAGCUGAUCGAUGUUUCUCUCUCAUCGAUGUUUCUAACUCUCUAUCCCUCUCCCUUCCUCUCUGUAAAAACUCAAUAAAAUAUAUUUUUAAAAAAGUAGUUUAGUCAUGAACCUCUUUGAGGGACGUCAGUGGUGAAGUCUCCCAAGGCCAUUUUGCUAUACUAGUUUUCAUGUUCAAGUUCAGGUGGUCUUUUCAGAAGUACCCCCAGUUUAUUGAUUUUUGAAAACAAAUGAUUGAUUUGAAUUAUGAACAUAAACAUAAUUAAAAUAUUUUGCAUACGGUUUCA
Myotis daubentonii (Daubenton's bat) is the source of this 3504-nucleotide messenger RNA. RefSeq names its product family with sequence similarity 149 member A (gene FAM149A). Lineage: Eukaryota; Metazoa; Chordata; Mammalia; Chiroptera; Vespertilionidae. The record is from RefSeq and is a predicted model, not a curated record.